GCGGGACCACGGCCCGGGUGCUGCUGCAGGAGAGAGACGAACGGACUCAUCGCCCUGCCAGAGAGCACCCCAAAUGCAUGGCGGAGAAGAGAAUAAUAAGGAACUCUCAGCAGGCUGAUACAGAACAUUUAUCUAGAUGGAAGAAGUGGAGAAGAACUAGCAGUAAAUCAUUGAAAAAAGCACUCAGUGAAAUCAAAGGCUUGUCAUCUUACCUGGUGCUUUGGCGACAUGAUAUUCACAACAUAGAAGGGAAAUUUGGUACUGGCAUCCAGUCCUACUUCUCCUUCCUGCGCUUUCUGGUCCUGCUGAACUUUAUAAUUUUUAUCCUGAUGUUCAGUUUUGUUACUCUUCCCACCAUAAUUUCUAAAUAUGGAAUAUUCAACAGUACCGUUGCUUACUUUUCUCCAAAGAACAUAGAGAGUAUCUGCACAAUUUAUGAACCUAGUGGUAAUAAGGGACUUGUUUACUUCUAUACUUACCUCAAAGAUUUGCUCAGUGGCACUGGAUUCCUUGAAGUGACAAGUUUGUUUUAUGGCUAUUACUCAAUAGAUGCUGUAUGGAUCAGUAUGAUGAGGUACAACUUGCCACUUGCAUACCUGCUGGCUACAUUUGCCUAUCUUGCCUUAAGUUUCCUCUGGAUAAUAAAGAGGUCUGUGGAAGGCUUUAAGCACAAUUUAGUGCAUGAUGCAGACCCGUUUCAGAGUUACUGUAACAAAGUCUUUGCAGGCUGGGACUUCUGCAUCACAGAUCCAAAUGCAGCCCGGCUGAAAUAUCGCAGCUUGCAAUACGAGCUGCAGACAGACUUGCAGGAGGAAAAACUGAAGCAAAAAAUAGCUGAGAGGACAAUGAAAGAAAAGAUAUGCAUCUACUCUCUGAGAGUAUUUAUAAAUAUAAUUGUCAUUGCAAUUUUAUCAGGAUGCUUUUACUCUAUUUAUGGAGUAACUGUCUUCUCUCAAGAAAACUCCAAUAACGCUGACAAUGCUGACUCCCCAGCGAAUCUCUUAGUGCAGUAUUUGCCUUCCAUAGUGAUCACACUGGCCAACUUCAUUGGUCCUCUGAGCUUCUCAUUUCUGAUUAGAUUUGAAGAGUAUACACCAGCCUUUGAAAUCAAGCUGACACUCUUGAGGUGUGUCUUCUUGCGGUUGGCCAAUAUUGGCGUUCUCUUGUUCUCACUGUGGAGUCAGAUCUCCAACUGUGGUAGUGACAAGUGUGAACCCUGUGGAUACAAUUACAAACUCUAUCCUUGCUGGGAAUCUGAUGUUGGGCAGGAAAUGUACAAACUGAUGAUAUUUGAUUUUAUUGUAAUUCUUGCUGUGGCCCUGUUUGUGGACUUCCCCAGAAAGUUGUUAGUUACUCAUUGCUCUUGCAAGCUCAUUCAGUGGUUUGGACAUAAGGAAUUUGAAAUUUCUGACAAUGUCCUGGAAAUCAUUUAUGGGCAGACUAUUUGCUGGAUUGGAACCUUCUUUUCACCACUCCUCCCUGCAAUAGCAACGAUAAAAUACUUCAUCAUUUUCUAUGUUAAAAAGAUUGUUUUGAUACACACACGCAAACCUGCAGCGAGGCCUAUAAGGGCAUCAAGCUCCAACUUUUUCUUCCUGGUGGUGUUGUUGAUUGGACUCCUCUUGGCUUUUGUCCCUCUGGGAGUCAGCAUAGCAUAUAUCCCCUCUUCCAAGGCAUGUGGGCUGUUCAGAAAUUUUAGAACUUCGUGGGAAGUUAUUCCAAAUACAAUUCUUCAGUUUCCAACAGGUCUGCAGCAGAUCUUUUUUGGCAUAGCAUCAGAAGCCUUUGCAGUGCCUUUUUUUGUGAUCCUUUGCAUUGUUAUGUUCUAUGUUAUUGCCUUGGCUCGAGCCCACAAACGAGUGGUUGAACAGCUGAGAGAACAACUGGUUUUGGAGAGCCGUGACAAGAUGUUCCUUAUCAGAAAGAUAGCAGAAGCUCAGAGGUACCCUUGAAAACCACGCAAGCCAAAAGAACUUGACUUCCUGAAACUCCCAGAACAACAAGAUAACUGCAGAAGCAUUUGCAGCUUCUAAAAACUGAGAAGCUGACUGGCACCCUGGGACUAUGGUCUAAGUGGUCUGAACCUUUCUUGAUUAAGCUAGUGGUGCUUAAGGUUUCCAAAACUUGGAAAUUCAGCUGAUUUAUACUGCGUUAGAGCUGUUCAAAAAAGGAUACUUUAAUGCUGAUACAGCUUCAGGGUUGUUGGGAUUUGUUACAUCCCUAUUUUUUCAGGGAGUUUGGGUAAAAUAUGAUCAGAACUGAAACUCUUUUGUACUGUUUUUACAAAUUAUGCUAUAAGAAUCACAUUAGAGGGGAAAGGUAUGGUUUUACAUGUUUUCAAUGCCUUUCUUUUGCUUUGGUUUUAAAAAAGAAGUAUGUAUGGAAGUAUUUUGAAAUAGUGC
Messenger RNA from Sturnus vulgaris (Common starling), 2402 nucleotides. RefSeq names its product transmembrane channel like 7 (gene TMC7). NCBI's taxonomy places the organism in Eukaryota, Metazoa, Chordata, Aves, Passeriformes, Sturnidae. The record is from RefSeq and is a predicted model, not a curated record. Gene Ontology annotation, molecular function: mechanosensitive monoatomic ion channel activity. Gene Ontology annotation, cellular component: plasma membrane.